Ostrinia furnacalis (Asian corn borer) is the source of this 2590-nucleotide messenger RNA. RefSeq lists its product as uncharacterized. The coding region runs from base 172 to 885 and encodes 237 amino acids. NCBI's taxonomy places the organism in Eukaryota, Metazoa, Arthropoda, Insecta, Lepidoptera, Crambidae. The record is from RefSeq and is a predicted model, not a curated record. The transcript is spliced from 4 exons.
CGCACUGGCAGUUCUUGCUUGCCAGCGGUCGUUGGCGGUCGUACCGUCAUUUGUUCUAGUGCUGUGAGUGAGUGAAGUGUUAACGGUAUAAGUGAAGCGGUCGGCACUACAGAUCGCUUGGAGAUGGUGAGCAACUGAAUCAGAUAAAAACAAGUCUUCACAACAGAAACAAUGCCUCGUCUAGAACAAUCGCCGCCGGAGGAUUUCCGUAGGGUCCUGCGCGAGAAAGCGCUCAGCCACAGUCUGUUUUAUCUGAAACUCGGCGCAGGAGUGUCGCCGCAGCACGCGCGGGAGUCGCAAGCGCGCAGGAUGAGCGGCAGUGCGGUUGCGCGCGCGCCGCCGGCUGGCCGCGUCACACGGCAUGCGCAGCCCCGCGUUUCCGAGCUCUUGCGGCGCUUCGAACCCGGACCCAUGCAGUAUCUCCGCCCGCCGCGGGCCACGUCUCCUCCCGAGGACAUCUCAUCAUCAGAUGACGACGACAGAGCCGCUGUCAGGCGGCGAAGCCGUGACUUGAGCGACGACUCCGCUGUGGAGUUGGAGACGCGGCUGCGAAGGCAUUCCCAUCCGAGGGACAUCACUCCGCCUCCUGACGCCAUGUCCCCGAGACGGGAGAGGACUCUGAUUGAGGCUCACGUGGUGGAGUUGGGACGGAGGGGGAGUGAGGGGUGUGAGACCAGAGGGCGAUGCGUGAGGACGCCCAGCGUGGUCGUCAGCGACUACUCCGACGGCGUGGCCGUCGGUGCUACUCAAGAAGAAGUGGACUGGCUGCGAUCCAGGUCCCUGUCAGCCGACUCCGCCUGUUCCUCGUGCUCCACGUUAUCCAGUCGCGACGAUGAGGAGUUCGAGUCCCCGACUAUGCCAAAAAAGAUGAUAAGCACGGACUGAGGGCACCUUGACCUGAGCGACCUGGGAGGCAGGGCUGCUGGGCGGGUGUCGGGACCAGUGUAGGACGGGAUAUGCGCCUUGGCAAUUUGAGGGAAAAAAUUCCAGGGAAACUUUGGUAAAAAAUAAUGAUAAUAGUUUUUCAUUUUAAUUAGUAGAGGAAGUAAGAGUUCUCUAAUUUGGCAGUAUAAAAAAGUAUUUAUUUUUGUAAUGCAAUUUGCUGUAAAAAUCCGAAAAGAAAUUUCUUUGUGAAAGAGAACGUGUCAGUAAAAAAACUUUUGACUAGUUUUUGUUGUUCAGGAACAACGUACACUGUGGACAGUGUUGUUUUAUUUUUGAUUGUUUAAAAAGAUUGCCAAGGCGCAUUAUCUUAUUAAGGAUAUCCUUAUUAUAUUUAUGUUUAAGUAACCCAUAAUUUAUGAUGAUUAUGAUGACCAUUUCGCUGACAAUCUUGGAAAAGCAUCACUGAAAAUUACUGCUGUGACUUUUCCUGAAUAAGAUUUCCUUAACUUUUCCUGAAAAAAAUUUUUAGUUAUUAUACUUCAAUUUAAAAAGGAUUUCUGUUAUAUUGAGUACGGCAUCUUUAAAUUUAAUUUAUUUAUUCCAAGGUUUACUUGGUAAUUAAUUAGUUUGUUGUUCAUUAUUAUGUAUUCUAAAUCUUGCAUAAAAUUAUGCAUAAAAUUAAAAAAAAAUUAUCUGUCAAAAUAAUUUAUAGAAUGUCGUAUUAAAGUUUGCAGCUUUUCUUAUGGUCAUAAAAAUAUGAGAUCUUUUGUAAUAAUGCAUGUUAAAAUUUUACUCAGUUCUAGAUAUAUUAUUAUGACUCAGUUCUUAUUAUUAUGUUAGUUUAUUUAUUUAUUUAAGAUAUUUCUAUUAUUAUAAUUAAUUUUAGAGUCCCAUAUUUCAUAUACAUAUAUGUAAUUUCAUUAAUCAGCAUGUGAUAUUCAAAGACAUUCUUAUUGUUUUUGUUUAAACUAUUAAAUACUUAAGUGAGGUUGUUAUUUAUGUUAAUUCAUUAUUAGAUAUAAAUAAACACUCAUUAUUAUUAUUUUAAUUCUUUGGAGAGUAAUUUAAAAUGUACAUUUAACUAAAGGCAAUGUAGAUUCUACAUGUACUCGAUAGAUUUUUACUAGAAUUACUAAUCCAAAUAAUAUUAUAAUUCUCAUAAUUGUAUUUAAUAAUAGCACAGUUAGGUCGCUAAUUUUAUUAUGAUUAUUGUUUAUCAUACUUACGUUUACCGAAUGAAGUAUUAUGCGUUAGUGUAGAUAUUUUUAUUUAAUUACUUAUUUCCAAAGAUAAAAAAAUCAAGAAUAUUUGAAGAAUACUAACAUAUCAUUGCUUUUAGAUAUAAGUUCUAUUAAAAUUAUGAGAGGAUGAUUAUGAUUAUUUUGUAGCUGGUAAAUUGAUGAACUUAUGUUUUUAAAUUAUAUGACUGUUUCUGUUGAUUAUUUUCCUCAUAAUUUUAAAACUAAUUAUCAUAGAUGUAGGGUUAAAGUCUAUAAUAAUGCUUGAAAUCUUACGUGAAUCUUAUUACCUACUUAUUAUGAUUAUUAAUUAAUAUUAUUCAUAACCAGUGAAAACAUUCCAUAAUGCUAUAAAUUAAUAAGCAUAAUCUGUGACGUCAGAUUAUCAAUUAUGAAAUCCAAUUAUGAUUGUACUUUUAAUUAAUUUACAUACUUGUAUGUAUGCUGAAUAAAUUUUAUCAAUUGUU